Messenger RNA from Lecanosticta acicola, 1572 nucleotides. The record is from the annotation of a GenBank genome assembly. NCBI's taxonomy places the organism in Eukaryota, Fungi, Ascomycota, Dothideomycetes, Mycosphaerellales, Mycosphaerellaceae.
AUGGCAGCCCUGACUGCAAGCUCAGAACCCAACGCCAGUCGGCCUCAACCACGCACGCGACCUUCCGCAACGGACUUCGCCCGUCAAGGAACCGCAUCACCAUCGAGCCCAAGGACUCCCACAGUAGGUCGCACCAUCUCAGGCAAAUUCAACAGCCCAGGCGCUUUCCGCGAGCAAGACGAUAUCGUCAUCUACGAACUAGGUGCCAGACACUUCUCGGCAGGAUUCGCAGGAGAGAGCAAGCCACGAUGCAUAAUACCAUUCACACCAGACGACUUGCGCAGAGUAGGAGACUUUCGACAGUAUGAUGCGGAGUAUGUACGGAAUCGGAGGAAAGCGGAUCUAGGGAAGGAGUGGGGAGAGGGCUACGUUCUGUACAAUCUCAAUCUGGCGGAACAAGACCUGGGCAUAGUGCAGGACAGGCUAGAGCGAGUGUUGCGGAAGAUCAUGGUGGAGCAUCUUCAGCUUGACACGAAGCCGCGAAAAGCCAUUCUCACUGCUCCUUCUAUGCUACCUACCCCCUUGGUAGAGACAGCGCUGCGGGUUCUGUUCGGCCACUUCACUCAGCCGCCUUCAAUCUCCCUUCUCACACAUCCAGCCAUGUGCUGCAUAGCUUCUGGCUUGCGACAUGCUCUUGUGAUCGACAUCGGCUGGGAAGAGACCGUGGUUACUGCAGUUGGAGAGUACAAGGAGGUUGCACAAAGGCGAAGCAUCAGAGCCGGUAGGCGUCUGACGCGUGAGAUGGGUAACGUACUCGAACAGGGCAUGCGUGCCCAGGGACUGGACAAUGCUCGCGUCACGUUCGCGGAGGCAGAAGAUAUUACACAGCGUGUGGCAUGGUGCCGGCCACGAGAGGAGUCUGUUGACGGUGAUGGACAUGAAAUCGAACUGCCUAUACCAGCGACAGAUCCACCUAGGCACUUCAUGCUCCCUUUUGAUAAACUGGCGGACCCUGCGGAGAAAGCUCUAUUUGCAUCGGAAAGUCCCAUUGACGACGAUCAUGAACUUCCGCUUCAAGUACUGGCAUUCCGCGUUCUGUUCUCUUUGCCACAAGAUUUUCGAGCUCUAUGUGAGAGUCGUGUCAUUCUCACGGGCGGCAUUAGCAACAUCCCGGGCCUCAAGCAGCGUCUACUGCAGGAGCUAGAGCACCUAAUCGAGACCCGCACUUGGAAUCCCAUCUCGAAUUACGGCAGUGCCAAACGGCCUCUUGGAGAGCGAUCAGUCAACCUUGGUUGGCCAAAGGUUCUGCAGGAGAAUCGUAAUGGAGUCGGCAAAGAAGGCAAAGAUUCUCCUCCCGUGCCGCUUUCACCAACCAAAAUGCCCCUUCAGGAAACCAUUCCGCACGCGGACAGGAAGCACGACGAUAUCAAGGAUCCCAUUACGAUCAAGGCGGAUUCUGAGAGCAGCAAGGGAAAAGAGAGACCAGUAUUUGGGACGAUGCGGGGUGUAGAAACACUCGGUCCUUGGGCAGGCGCCAGUCUGGUCGCAAGCCUGAGAGUAAAGAGCGUGCACGAGAUAGAAAGAGAAGACUUCUUCAGAAAUGGGCUGAGGAAUGGCGCCGCGGAUUUGUGA